Paramecium sonneborni is the source of this 267-nucleotide messenger RNA. The record is from the annotation of a GenBank genome assembly. Lineage: Eukaryota; Ciliophora; Oligohymenophorea; Peniculida; Parameciidae.
AUGAUUAAAACAAGAACAAAACCUGUUUGUAAAACUCAUUUUAAUUUGUCAUCUAAAGAAAUAAGCAGAUAUAGAAAGUAUAUACUGAAUUUAGUUAAUCGUAAAUGGUUGAGAGAAGCAGAUGAUGUUUUAACGGAUAAAUGUAAAAUUAGAUUUACAGAGGAUAAAAUACAUCAUUUUGUUCCUUAAGAGACAAUGAUAAAGAAAUUGAUAAGAUAAGAUUGUUAUCCUAAGAAAGGUAUUUUAAAAAGUACAAUGAGUUAAUGA